Molecule: messenger RNA, 333 nt
Organism: Microsporum canis CBS 113480
Lineage: Eukaryota; Fungi; Ascomycota; Eurotiomycetes; Onygenales; Arthrodermataceae
Exons: 2
Coding region: 1-333 (110 amino acids)
Source: RefSeq, a predicted model, not a curated record
AUGAGCUAUUCUUACUUACCUUUCCGAUCUAGAUGGUUUGAUGUGCCAGGUUUCGGUGGUUUGCCUUGCUUGCUGGCGGGGGGAGGUCGCUGUCUUCUGGUAGGGCAGACCAGCCCAGCUGGAGCCUUCUCGGGGCGGUGCAGGUCGAUUACAAAGAGGGAACUUGAAGAGAAGCGGAACUUGAGGGGGAAAACAAGAAGAGAAGAAGUAGAAGAAGAAGAAGAAGAAGACGACGAAGUUGAAGUUGAGAAGUUGAUGUUUACUUCGCCCGAUCGGGACAGGUCAUGUGGUCUGCACAGACUUACAUGGAGGAAGAAGACAUUAAGACGAUGA